Gossypium raimondii (Peruvian cotton) is the source of this 1115-nucleotide messenger RNA. RefSeq names its product aquaporin PIP1-3. Gene Ontology annotation, cellular component: plasma membrane; plasmodesma; vacuole. The transcript has 4 exons. Bases 82 to 945 code for a protein of 287 amino acids. NCBI's taxonomy places the organism in Eukaryota, Viridiplantae, Streptophyta, Magnoliopsida, Malvales, Malvaceae. Gene Ontology annotation, molecular function: water channel activity. The record is from RefSeq and is a predicted model, not a curated record. Gene Ontology annotation, biological process: response to water deprivation; transmembrane transport.
UCUUACCAUCACUACUUUAGGUUGGGUUGCACUUGAGGGAAAGAAAAAAAAAAAAAAAAGCUUGAAUCUAAUUUUUUGAAGAUGGAGGGUAAAGAAGAGGAUGUUAAGCUAGGAGCAAACAAGUUCUCAGAGAGACAACCUAUUGGGACAUCAGCCCAGACAGACAAGGACUACAAGGAGCCACCAGCAGCACCCUUCUUUGAGCCUGGUGAACUCAAAUCAUGGUCUUUUUACAGAGCUGGUAUUGCCGAGUUUGUAGCCACCUUCUUGUUCCUUUACAUCACCGUCUUGACUGUCAUGGGUGUGUCUCAGUCUAAAACCAAAUGUGCAACCGUUGGUAUUCAAGGCAUUGCUUGGGCUUUUGGUGGCAUGAUCUUUGCUCUUGUUUACUGUACUGCCGGCAUUUCAGGUGGUCAUAUUAACCCUGCUGUGACCUUUGGGUUGUUUCUAGCAAGGAAACUGUCACUUACAAGGGCAUUGUUCUAUAUGAUCAUGCAGUGCCUGGGUGCUAUCUGUGGAGCUGGUGUGGUGAAGGGAUUCCAAGGAGAUAACCGAUAUGAGAUGUUGGGUGGUGGAGCUAAUGUUGUAAACCAUGGCUACACUAAGGGUGAUGGUCUUGGUGCUGAGAUAAUUGGGACUUUUGUGCUUGUUUACACUGUUUUCUCUGCUACUGAUGCUAAGAGAAAUGCCAGAGACUCCCAUGUUCCUAUCUUGGCUCCACUUCCGAUUGGGUUUGCAGUGUUCUUGGUUCAUUUGGCCACCAUUCCCAUCACUGGAACUGGUAUUAACCCAGCAAGGAGUCUUGGAGCUGCCAUCAUAUACAACAAAGACCAUGCUUGGGAUGACCAUUGGGUGUUCUGGGUUGGACCCUUCAUUGGAGCUGCACUUGCUGCAGUUUACCACCAGAUAAUCAUUAGAGCUAUUCCAUUCAAGACCAGAGAUUGAAAUGAUUAAAUCUGUGUGUGUGUGGGUGUGGGGAUCUUCAUCUACUUUUUGUGCUCCUACUAGUCCUUUGUUGUGUUGAACUGCAUUUUGAAUUAUGGUGUUAAUGUGUGUAAAUUAUCCCUAGAGUUGUGCUGUAUUCAGCUUUUAUUAAUGGAGGAUUCUUUUAUGUA